Heterotrigona itama is the source of this 2676-nucleotide messenger RNA. The record is from the annotation of a GenBank genome assembly. NCBI's taxonomy places the organism in Eukaryota, Metazoa, Arthropoda, Insecta, Hymenoptera, Apidae.
GCGAGCGGAGAGUCAACCGCGUGAAGUUCGCUUCGUGGGAAGUUGGCACUACUGGAGGCGCUGUUGGCGCGGUAGUGGGGAUAGAAGGGAGGUGUGGUAACGGUUAGGAGUCUCGUCCAACCACGAGAGGAGCUAGUAGCGUUCGUCUGGCAGUAUGAGGCGGCGUGGGGCUAGGGACGAUGCAUGGGCUGCGACUAGGAGGCACUUGGGAGGUAGGGAGGGCAUGCGAGCGGAGCACAGUUCAGUAGUCGCCAUUGCAAGUCCCCCUGAGCUCUCGUAUUCGUGACACUCGGACGCGUGGAGCCGAUUUUCCGCUAACCUAAUCUCCCCGCGAGGGCCCUAAGUGUGCCCCCCCGAUGCAGAGAUAUUGCACCGAGCUCACCGAUAGAUUGUUGAAAUCGCUUGAUAAGGAAUACAAUAUUACAAGACUUGGAAAAUACAUCAAUGAACUUCGAAGAAAGACAGACAAUGAUGCCUUGGCUAAGCGUGCAAAGGAUUUGGUACGAAGAUGGCGUGAUAUGGUUUUACCUUCUGCUCAUUCUACUCCACAACCUACACCUGCAGACACAGCACCACCUGCUCUCAAUGGAGCAAAGCCACAUAGCCCUGCACUAAGAUGUUUCAAACCACAGAGUCCAGCAUUAAGAGGUCUAAUGCCACCUCAGAGCCCAUUGUUAAGGGAUACUACUCCACUCAGAGUGCUUAGUCCAGUUCUAUCUGUGCAUAGUGAUCAUUCACAUUCUCCUAAUGCAUCGUCGAAUAAGCAGUCAAUUACAGUAACCAGCAACCACAGAACAAGUUCUGAUGUGCCACCUACGCUUGGUUCUUCAAGCCAACAUCACUCUAUGGAAGCAGUGCCACGAACUCAUAGUUCAAACAAACGUCUUCGAAAAGACGAUUUCAAGGACCAACAUAAUUAUCAGCACCAUGAUUCAGACUCAAUCACCAAAAGUGAAUCCUUUAUUAAAAAGCAACGUCUAAAUGGCGAAAAUAUAAGUGGUAAUUUAAAUAUGCAAGUGCCUAGCCCCACAUUUAAAGAAAGAAUCUCUGAUCAGUUUACGGAGUCUUCCACAGAUCCUGAUGAAUCAGGGCCAAAGAAACGUGGUAGAAAGAAAGGCAGUAAAUCCAUGAAAAAGCAGCCGGUUUUAGAAGAUCGUGUAAAGGAAAAGCUAGCUAGUAUCUCGAGGAAUCCUAAAUUAAAAACAACUCAAGAAUUGCUGGCUGAUUUACGGGCACGCGGCACCAAUUCUAGCAUUAAUUCAAGUGCUCAACCUAGUCAAAGUGUAGAAUCAUCCAGCAUGGAAGAUAUUCUGAGGAAUAGCAAUGAACAGGUAUCAAAGUUCCUUCGUGGUCCUCAGAACAAUUUAUCUCAUAGAAAUGCAGUUUCUGAAGCCUCACCAGAAAGUCGGUUAAAGCCCACAGAAAACUGUCACGAUGUACCAUCUAAGUGUGAAGAAUCAGGUGUAGUGUACAAAGAAAAAUCAGUUACAAAUGUUCAAAAUAAUCAACCAGAACAGUGUCAAGAUUUAACGGUCGAGGAAAUAUUGGCAAAGUUACCACCAAUAGAUCCAAGUUCAAUAGAUUGGAGUGAGUGUGAAACUGAACCAACCGAAGAUCAAAAUACGGAAUAUCCACCUAGACAAGUUACUGCAGAGGAUAUAGAAAGGUUACAUGUACAGUGUGUAGAAGGACUGAAUGGAAACUUCCAACCAAAAUUGUCAUCUUUAACUUCGACUUCUAACGAGAAGCCAGAAGUAAGGGAAGAACCAUCAGAAAUUAACGGUGUAAACAAUGUGCAUAGCCAACCUGACGAAGAAUUUCGAGAAUGGCAUCAGAUGCUAGCAAGGCCCAGUUGCAAUGGCCAGAUCCUCCACAUAUUGCCUUAUGUUAUUAUUGAUUAGUAAUUUUAUUAUCUUAUUCUAUUAUUAUCCUGAAACUUGUGAAGAAUCCCUGCAAAUAUUAAAGAGAUUGAUCGAUGAUCAAUCUAUUAAAUCGAUUUCUAUUGCAAUUCAUGAUUGCUCUUUAUUUCUAUAAAUGCUCAUGUUAAUACACCACCCUUGUCAUCAUUAUUGAGUCCUAACAUUAUUCAAAUUGAGACUGUCAUUUUGAAUAUACGAAUCAAUCAUACUAAAAAAUACAUAACUGGCAAUCAUUUCACUCAAAUAUCAGUCUCGAUGAUAUUAUCAUCAUAAGCACUAAUCUUACUUUAUUCCUAAAAAUCAUAUAAUCGUUAGUAUCAUCUUUGUCAUUGUCGCUGUCGUCAUUAUCACUUUAACCAUUGGUAUUACCACCGACACAAAAUUAUUUUUAUUAAUUAUUGUUAUUGUUGUUAUCAUUAGUGCUAUUACGAUUAUUACCAUUAAUCUCGUCAUUAUAAUUUAAUGACGUGAUGAGAGCAUCUCUUUUAUAGCACAGAAGUAUGAAAAAAAAAUAUUUCGAAAAAUCAAAAAAAAAAAGGUGAUGCGAGGCCUCUAAUGUUGUAACAUUUACCACCAAUGUCUAUGACAAUGCGUUUCAGCUAAAAAAUACUUUUUUAAUUUUUCUCUUGUUUUGUAUGAUGUAUUAUUAUUACCGUUAUCAUUGUCAUUGGCAUUAUUAUUGCACUAUUGUUUUUUUUAUAAGAACAAUGAUAUUUUAUUUGCGUAAAAGAAUUUUUUCUUAAAAAAAAAAAAAAAA